UCCUGCUGGAGGAAACUAGGAGGUCGGGCGGGGGCCCAGCAGAGGCAGAGCUGACAGCGGCCCGCCGCCAGGGCUGACCCUCUCAGAAGCACUGGGCCUUAGGGAGGAGCCAGGGGUGCCAGAGGCCUGGAAUGAGGAGUGUGGUGGAGAGGAGGCGCAGUGGGCCCGAGGCCUGGGACCUUGCCAUGGAAUCCAUGUUUGAAGAUGACAUCAGCAUCUUGACCCAGGAGGCCCUGGGGCCCAGUGAGGUGUGGCUGGACGCCCCAGGAGACCCCUCACUGGGGGGUGACAUGUGCUCAGCCUCCCACUUUGCCCUCAUCACGGCCUACGGGGACAUCAAGGAGCGGCUGGGAGGCCUGGAGAGGGAGAAUGCCACGCUCCGCCGCCGCCUCAAAGUCUACGAGAUCAAGUACCCGCUGAUCAACGACUUUGGAGAGGAGCACGGCUUCUCUUUGUAUGAAAUCAAGGAUGGCUCCCUGCUGGAGAUGGAGAAAGUCAGCCUGCAGCAGCAGCUCAACCAGUUUCAGCAUGAGCUGCAGAAGAAUAAAGAGCAGGAAGAACAGCUCGGGGAGAUGAUCCAAGCUUACGAGAAACUCUGUGUGGAGAAGAGCGACCUGGAGACAGAGCUGGGGGAGAUGCGGGCCCUGGUGGAGACCCACCUGCGGCAGAUCUGUGGUUUGGAACAGCAGCUGCGGCAGCAGCAAGGCCUCCGGGAGGGAGCCUUCCCCAGCCUGAGCCCCCCGCCUGCCCCCGCCCCGCCCUGCGCUGACCUGGACCUGCACUACUUGGCACUGAGAGGAGGAUCUGGCUUGAGUCAUGGCUGGCCAGGCCCCACACCAAGCAUGAGUGAGCUGGAGCGGCGACAGCUGGAAGAAGCUCUAGAGGCUGCCCAGGGAGAGGCCCGGGGGGCUCAGCUUCGGGAGGAGCAGCUCCAGGCUGAGUGUGAGAGGCUGCAGGGGGAGCUGAAGCAGCUGCAGGAGACCCGGGCCCAGGAUCUGGCCUCCAACCAGUCCGAGCGGGACAUGGCAUGGGUGAAACGAAUUGGGGAUGAUCAGGUGAAUUUGGCACUGGCUUACACGGAGCUGACAGAGGAGCUGGGCCGACUUCGCGAGUUGAGUUCCCUGCAGGGGAGGAUCUUGAGGACUCUGCUGCAGGAGCAGGCCCGGAGUGGCGGCCAGAGGCAUUCGCCGCUGUCGCAGCGCCACUCCCCAGCCCCCCAGUGCCCCUCACCAUCCCCGCCUGCCCGAACUGCGCCCCCAUGCCCCCCCUGCCAGUCACCCGCCCCACAGCGCCGCUCUCCCGGACCCCCGUGCCCCUCGCCCCAGCAGCGCCGCUCGCCGGCCUCGCCCUCCUGCCCGUCGCCCGUCCCGCAGCGCCGCUCGCCGGUGCCGCCGUCUUGCCAGUCCCCCAGCCCGCAGCGCCGCUCACCAGGGCCCCCCACCUGCCCGGCUCCGCAGCCCCGGCCCCCGCCGCCGCCGCCGCCGCCGCCGCCGGGGGAGAGGACGCUGGCCGAACGCGCCUACGCCAAACCGCCCAGCCACCACGUGAAGGCCGGCUUCCAGGGCCGGCGCAGCUACUCGGAGAUGGCCGAGGGCGCGGGCUACGCGGGCGCCUCCCCGCCCUGGCUGCAGGCCGAGGCGGCCACGCUGCCCAAGCCGCGGGCCUACGGGGGCGAGCUCUACGGCCCCGGCCGGCCGCUCAGCCCGCGGCGCGCCUUCGAGGGCAUCCGACUGCGCUUUGAGAAGCAGCCGUCGGAGGAAGAGGAGUGGGCUGUGCCCGCCAGCCCGCCCAGCCCGGAGGCGGGCACUAUCCGCUGCGCUUCGUUCUGUGCAGGCUUUCCCAACCCGGAGUCGCCGGCCACCACGGCCUACGCCCACGCCGAGCACGCGCAGUCCUGGCCGUCCAUCAACUUGCUGAUGGAGACAGUGGGCUCUGACAUCCGCAGCUGCCCCCUCUGCCAGCUGGGUUUCCCUGUUGGGUACCCAGAUGAUGCCCUCAUCAAACACAUCGACUCCCAUCUGGAGAACAGCAAGAUCUAGGGUGCCUCGCCCACCCCACUGGCUGUUUCUCUGCCCUUUCCCAUCACCCCCCAUACACUCACUUUGAAUGCUGCAUGAAUCUCGUGGGGGGCCCCUGCCCCUUGCGAUCCCCAGAUACCUCCACUAGCUACCAAGUCAACGUGUGUGCCGUCUUCCCUGGUCCAGGCACCACUCAGCCCUGGCUCUUUCUGGGAGGUCAGCUGAGGUUUCCGCUGGGGAGUGGGGAUCUGGGCUGAGAUUGGGAGAGGCAUACCCCUCAGCCUCUCCCUCUGCCUUUCUGUUCUCAUACAGGGUUGGAUCCAAGAAGGUGUCUAGUGCUUAAGCCUGGGGGAGGGGGAAGGUAUCAAAGGACUCCAGGAGUUCCCCCAGCCCCUCCCCAGAUGUCCCUCUUUCUCGGGCUGUGCUCUGUCCCGGGAGUGCCUCCCUGAGGGGUCCCAGAGCCUGCCUAGCACACUGAUGCCAGUUCUUCCACCCCCUGGCUGGCUCAGAGCUCAUGGCAUGGACCCCCACUGAGGGAAGGAGAUGUCUUGUUUCUUGCCAUUCCUUGCAGACCAGCCCUUUUCCCCCCUGUGCCCAGCUUGGGGAAUGGGAAGGUGGGAGAGGACAGGGAGGACCCUGGAGAGCUGGGAGGAUCCAGCCUAAAGAGGCUGCCAUGAAGGCUGGGGGGCCCUGUGCCAUGACCUUCAGACCAGGGGACCAUGUGUGCCAGUCUUCCAGGCCCAUGCCCUGUCCCUGGAGCCCCUAGCACCAAGGCACAGAUUGUUAAGACAAUUGCUCACCUCCACCCUUAACCCACUCAAGCCCCUUACACCACGGGUGCCCUGGAGCCCAUGUGUGACUUAGCCUCUGUUAGCUGGGUGGGUGUCAUGAGCCCUGCCUCCUGGGCCAGAGCCUGAGGAUGGGCCUAGGGUGCUGUGGAGAUCAACUUCAAAGGAGCUAACCACCCCCACACCCCAGCGACCCCCAUUCCCUCUGUGAAAUCUACCUCAGAGUCAUACCCUCAGAAGGAUGGGUAAGCAGGAGGCCAGGGGGUCCAUAGGGCUGAGGUGGGGAGCUUCCUACGGCAAGAGCCUGCUGCCCCACGAGGAAUCCAACCCCCUCCGCUUCAAGCCUCUCCUGGGUCUCUGCCCUGAGGAGGGGCAGUGGACACUACUGUCAGUGCAUGUACCAUUCUGAUCCAACUCUUCCAGGCCCCCCACCUCCUCACACCCCUCCCCUCCUCCCCAGUGCAGGGGAGUGAAGGGGUGUGCUGGGCGGGGAAGGGUCGAGGACUCCAGAGAGACAUGGCAUUGUACCUUGAGUGUUCCCUCAGGAAGGGGAAAUGAAGAAGGGGGCCUGGAGAGGGGAGGGGGACUCCUGAGCUCUCUGCACAAGUUGAACGUCCAAAUAAA
Molecule: messenger RNA, 3430 nt
Organism: Manis javanica (Malayan pangolin)
Lineage: Eukaryota; Metazoa; Chordata; Mammalia; Pholidota; Manidae
Gene: TBKBP1
Product: TBK1 binding protein 1
Cellular component (GO): cytoplasm
Source: RefSeq, a predicted model, not a curated record